This is a messenger RNA of Clarias gariepinus (North African catfish), 1149 nucleotides long. It is a transcript of the gene dbx1a, whose product is annotated as developing brain homeobox 1a. Gene Ontology annotation, molecular function: DNA-binding transcription factor activity, RNA polymerase II-specific; DNA binding. Lineage: Eukaryota; Metazoa; Chordata; Actinopteri; Siluriformes; Clariidae. Gene Ontology annotation, biological process: regulation of transcription by RNA polymerase II; cell differentiation in spinal cord. The transcript is spliced from 4 exons. The coding region runs from base 1 to 924 and encodes 307 amino acids. The record is from RefSeq and is a predicted model, not a curated record.
AUGAUGACGAUGAUGCCCGGUCUCGUGGCCCUGUACCCGAGUCUGGUACACCCCGCGCACGCGGUCUAUCCGCACCGCGCGCCGCCCGCUCUGCACGCGCACUCCGCACCAAGAGCGCGCGCCGGCUUCCUGGUGGAGGAUCUGCUGCGCAUCAGCUCUUCAUCCUCUCCCUCAUCCUCCUCUCCUCUCUCCUCCACCAUCACUCCAUCCGAGCCUCCCAUGGUUGGAUUUUCUUCUACAAAAACUCCAAGCAAAAACCCGACACACCUCAAAUUCGGCGUCAACGCCAUUCUGGCACACACACCCAAAAAAGUGUCGGUUCCUUGUCCUGUUCCUGAGGUCCACCCUAAAGCCCUGACUGUCCCGUAUUUCGAUGGACCAUUCUACCCUUUCCUCCGCACGGCUUACUUCCCUGGCUCGUCCUCGGUGGUCCCGGUUCCUGGGACGUUCUCGUGGCCGCUGGCCUCCAGAGGGAAGCCGAGGAGAGGGAUGCUGCGCAGGGCUGUGUUCUCUGAUGUGCAGAGGAAAGCUCUAGAGAAAAUGUUUCAGAAACAGAAGUACAUCAGCAAACCGGACCGGAAGAAACUUGCCACCAAACUGGGGCUUAAAGAUUCUCAGGUGAAGAUCUGGUUUCAGAACCGGAGGAUGAAGUGGAGGAACUCUAAGGAGCGCGAGCUGCUGUCGUCCGGAGGCUGCAGGGAACAGACGCUGCCCACGCGGACCAACCCUCAUCCUGACCUGAGCGAUGUGCGGGAUACACCGUUACACCCUGAGGAGGAGGACGAAGAGGAUGGAGUGAGGAGUGUACACACUACACACUCGUACCCUUCACCAAAGUCUGAGUGCUCACACCUUACCAUGUCCUCACCGUCGAGCAAACACUCGGACUCUUCUGACUCAGACGAUGAGAUCAUGGUUUCAUAACCUUUAUUAGAAAACACUGUGUGUGUCUGUGUGUGUGUCUGUCUUUCUGUCUUUGUGUGCAUGUGCUUGUGCGUUUGUCUGAGCGCAGAUGCGUGGUUUAACAUUCUUGCUGUGUUGUACAGCGGUUUUGGAACUGUACAGUAUUUUGUACAAAUAUUUUUGUAUGGAUAUUUUAUACCAAGAAAGUUGUGUUAUGUACACUUAUAUUUCACAUAGAUAUUUUUA